Messenger RNA from Racocetra fulgida, 678 nucleotides. The record is from the annotation of a GenBank genome assembly. NCBI's taxonomy places the organism in Eukaryota, Fungi, Glomeromycota, Glomeromycetes, Diversisporales, Gigasporaceae.
AUGAAUGAUCCGUUAACAAAUAUUGAAUGGCAAUGGUUAUGCAUAAUCAUCGGAGAACUUUUGGGUAUUGAUUUUACGCAACUUUAUCUUAAAGCCGAAGAAGAUUCUAAUUUUAUAUUUAAGCCUAUAUGCUGCAUUGCUGCAAAAUUAGGAAAUGAGCAUUUGAACAAAGAAUUAUCCAUCAAUGUUCUAUCAUAUAAUUUUACGUCUGAAUUAGUAGAUGUCGAUGUCAAAAUUACUACUAUUCAUCAAAAAAUUUUGGACUCAAAUCAUAUAAUUUCAUUUAGUCAAUAUAUGAAGCAUCGAAUUCAAAAACUAGAAAGGAUGCUUGACAAUUUAGAUAAUAAUUCAACCCCAAUAAUUUCAGUUUCUCGUUAUAUGAAAGAAAAGCAAGAUUAUAUUAAACAAAUAGAGAAUCUUGAGAAAGAAGCAAACGAAUAUAUUGGGCAAAUAGAUGCCUUCAAGAAAGAAAAAAACACAUACAUCGAAAUAAUAAAAGACUUCAAUGAAGAAAUAAAAAAUUUAAAGUCAAGGUAUGCUACUAUGGAGCAAGAGAAUGUGAAUAAUUUAAUAAAUAAGAUGAAAGAGAUCGAAUUCAAAAUUGAGACAAAAACAAAUUUAUUAAGCCAAGAAAUUAAGAAUCUCCAAUUAUUACUUAGUAAAAUAUCAAUUAUUUAA